Nematolebias whitei (Rio pearlfish) is the source of this 732-nucleotide messenger RNA. Its product is annotated as duodenase-1-like. Gene Ontology annotation, biological process: proteolysis. The record is from RefSeq and is a predicted model, not a curated record. Gene Ontology annotation, molecular function: serine-type endopeptidase activity. The coding region runs from base 1 to 732 and encodes 243 amino acids. The transcript is spliced from 5 exons. NCBI's taxonomy places the organism in Eukaryota, Metazoa, Chordata, Actinopteri, Cyprinodontiformes, Rivulidae.
AUGUUCCUUCUCAGUAAACUAGCUGCACUGAUGGUUGUGCUGAUUCUUCCAAAUCAAGUUCAUGCAGGAAGAAUCAUUGGAGGCCACGAGGCUAAGGAACAUAGUAGACCAUACAUGGUGUUUUUGGAGAUGCACAAUUCAGCUGGUCCAAAACGAUUUUGUGGCGGAUUUCUUUUAAAUGAGAAUUUUGUGAUGACUGCAGCACAUUGCCAAGCUAAGAGUGCAGUUGCUAAACUAGGACUUCACAACACACAUACACCUGAGGCUACCAUCCCUGUGCAACAAGCAUUCCCACAUGUGGAUUACGACGACUCAACAUUCACUAAUGAUAUAAUGCUUCUUAAGUUGAAAUCCAAGGUAAAUGUCACAAAAAAUGUGAAACCCAUUGCUCUGGCAUACCAAGACAGUGGAUAUCUUCCUCAGAAAUGUUUUGUCUCUGGCUGGGGACAAACUGACUGGGUAAAAGACCAAUUGUCCACCAACCUCAUGGAACUUAAUGUAACACUGUUUAACAGUGAGAAUUGUGCAAAAGGAAAGUCAUACUGCUCUAUGGAAGAAACAGGACCAGGUCAGGGAGACUCUGGAGGUCCAUUGGUCUGUGAAGAUGAGAGGGCUUUUGGAGUGGUGUCCUCCUUUCUCAAGCCAUACAAUCACGGGCCUGCAAUGUUUCGAUAUACCAAGAUCCCUGACUUCAUAGACUGGAUCAAGUCAACCAUGGAAAAGGCUCUGUAA